Messenger RNA from Vigna radiata var. radiata (mung bean), 2428 nucleotides. Its product is annotated as pentatricopeptide repeat-containing protein At2g15690, mitochondrial. Gene Ontology annotation, biological process: RNA modification. Gene Ontology annotation, molecular function: protein binding; RNA binding; zinc ion binding. Bases 217 to 1929 code for a protein of 570 amino acids. The record is from RefSeq and is a predicted model, not a curated record. The transcript is spliced from 2 exons. Lineage: Eukaryota; Viridiplantae; Streptophyta; Magnoliopsida; Fabales; Fabaceae.
AAGUUGUGACGUGUGAAAUAAUGAAACAGAGUUUUGUGUUGAGUGAACCUUUAAAAAGUUACAUUUUAUGAUCAUUUAAAGUGCAUUAUUCAUAUAUAGAUACGAAACGGCGUUCUUCAUAUGUAUGAACGUAUAUCUUUUAAACAAUUUAUCAUUAUUCAUCUUUAUCAUUACCCUCCAAGACCCUAGCUCCUUCUGCAACUUCCUUGAUCAGAAAUGGCGACGUUUCCAUUGAUUCAGCGUGCGCGUACAACAAUGCUUUCUUCCUCCUUCAAGCUUCGGACACACCUUAUCCAUGGCAACCACUACACCCAAACCCUAACCACUAAAUUUCUAAGCACCUCUGCUCUUCCACACCACUAUCAAAGAUUCCCUUCCCACCAAAACCAACAACAAUCACCUUCUGAUCCUCCACACUUUCAGCCUCAACAAUGGCAGCAACAUCAGUCUCAACAUUUCAAUCCACAGACCAAUCAAUUUCUUCACCAUAACCAUCAACCUCGUCAACAUAAUGUGCCUCCUCCAUUUCCAGAACAUGGCCAAAACCAUAAUCAGUGGAAUCCUCAAUCCCCAACCCGUCAAAGCCCUAAUUUUCAAACUCCCACUUCUCAAAAUCCUAACUUACGCCCAUCCACUUCCCCCAAUCGAGGGAACAGUCAAAACCCUGCUACCCCGAAUCCCUGGAGCCCUAGUACUCAGGGUUUCCCAAACCCUAACCAAUUCCGAAACCCUAGUAACCAGCUGAACAACAAUCAAACAUCUAUUCAAGGACAAGCCUCCCCUGCUCCUCCACCGCCACCUCCUUCAAUCACUGAUUUGGCACUUUUGUGCACGGAGGGUAAUGUUAAAGAAGCAAUAGAGUUGAUGGACAAAGGGGUCAAAGCUGAUGCUGGUUGCUUCAAUCUUCUGUUUGACUUGUGUGGCCAAUCCAAGUCCCUUGAAGAUGCUAAAAAGGCCCAUGACCACUUUCUGCAGUCUUCUUUUAGGAGUGAUCUCAUGCUCAACAACAAGGUGAUUGAAAUGUAUGGGAAUUGUAAAAGCAUGACGGAUGCACGUAGGGUGUUCGAUCAUAUGCCCAACAGGAAUAUGGAUUCUUGGCUCUUGAUGAUGCGGGGUUACGCAAAUAACACCAAUGGGGAUGAUGCCUUGCAGCUGUUUGAGCAGAUGAAUGAAUUGGGUUUGGAGAUUACUUCAGAGACUUUCCUUGCUGUGUUGUCAGCUUGUGCAAGUGCAGAGGCUGUGGAGGAUGCUUACGUACAUUUUGAGUCAAUGAAAAGCAAGUAUGGAAUAGAGCCUGGGGUGGAGCACUACAUGGGGCUUUUGGAUGUUUUGGGACAAUCUGCAUAUCUCAAUGAAGCUGAGGAGUUUAUUGCCAAAUUGCCAUUUGAGCCUACUGUAAACGUAUGGGAGAAACUGAAGCAUUAUGCUCGGGUUCAUGGAGAUGUUGAUCUUGAAGACUAUGCUGAAGAGUUGAUGGUUAGUCUUGACCCAUCAAAGGCUGCUGUGAAUAAGAUCCCCACGCCACCUCCGAAGAAGUAUACUGCAAUUAGCAUGCUUGAUGGAAGGAACAGAAUUAUUGAAUAUAAGAAUCCUACUCUUUACAAGGAUGAUGAAAAGUUGAAGGCCUUGAGUGGGAUGAAAGAUGCGGGAUAUGUUCCUGAUACAAGAUAUGUUCUUCAUGACAUUGAUCAAGAAGCAAAGGAGCAAGCCUUGCUCUACCACAGUGAACGUCUAGCAAUUGCCUAUGGCCUUAUUAGUACUCCACCAAGAACACCUCUUAGAAUCAUCAAGAACCUUCGUGUCUGUGGUGACUGCCACAAUGCCAUCAAGAUUAUGUCUAGGAUUGUUGGGAGGGAAUUAAUUGUUAGAGAUAACAAAAGGUUUCAUCAUUUCAAGGAUGGAAAAUGCUCUUGUGGGGAUUACUGGUGAAAUAUACCGGAAAAUAGAUGUGCGCCGCCCAAGCUUUAAAUACUACUAGGAUGGAACAUGAAAUAUGUAAUAUGCAUUGAUUUAGAAUGUGUUGUUUCUUGCUCUGAAAUUCACUUAAUUAUUCUCUCUCUACGUAAGAUUUUCUGUGAAUGUAUUGAUCAACAUCAAAGGCAACUUGCUGCUCUUCUGGUGUCAAAGGUAUCUGUGAUAAUGAAAGAGGUUCAGUAGCAAAAGGAAAUUCAGAUCAAAAUGUUAAGUCUUCUUGAAAGAGGAGGAACGAGGAUGACUAUGAUAACGAGGACCAAGAGAAUGGCCAUGACAAUGAGUACUCAUCAUGUCAUAAGAAAGCUCGAGUUGUUUGGACUGUGGAACUUCACAAGUUUGUUUCUGUUGUUAAUCAAAUAGGCUUUAAAAGUAUGCUCUUUAAUUUAUCUCUUACUCCAAAUCGUCUUUAUCUCAUUUCCCAGAGCAAAUUACACUAGCACCACUCGUUUUGGAA